This is a messenger RNA of Scheffersomyces stipitis CBS 6054, 1055 nucleotides long. RefSeq lists its product as uncharacterized. The transcript has a single exon. Bases 3 to 1055 code for a protein of 350 amino acids. Gene Ontology annotation, cellular component: kinetochore. Gene Ontology annotation, biological process: protein localization to kinetochore; attachment of mitotic spindle microtubules to kinetochore; kinetochore assembly. NCBI's taxonomy places the organism in Eukaryota, Fungi, Ascomycota, Pichiomycetes, Serinales, Debaryomycetaceae. The record is from RefSeq and is a predicted model, not a curated record.
CAAUGAGUUUAGAAGUAAAUAGUGCGAAACUAGAAGAGGAGAUAAAUGGUAUUGUGAACUCAGCUUCCUAUUCCAUCCUAAAUGCCCAGAAAGACUUUGACGCGUCUUCCUUAAAGUUACUGAACCCUCAGAACAUCCAUGAAGAAAUAGUGUACCAAAAGGAGAUUUUUUCCAAGUUGAAGUUUCUCUACUUGGAGCAGGAGACUCGUGAUAAGUUCCUUCGAAAGGUUUCCGAAGUUUCAGCAGAAGAAAUCGACGGCGCAGACUUGGAAAAGGCCGAAGAUGCCGCUGUUGUCAGUAAGAAAAAUCUCCAUGACUUGAAAGCUAGGAUGUACCAACAGAUUGAAGUCUUGGACACGGUAGCUACAGAUAAUACUCGCCUAUAUGACACCUACACGCGCAAGGUAGAAGUGGCAAAUGAGCUUGUUGCCGAAAUUCGCGGUUUGGAAGCUGACCUUGACGAACUCAUGAAGGACUCAGUUUUUGAAAAUCCCCAGAUCGUAGCAAAGAUCGCCUCUGAUCAUGGAAAUUCUGUAGAAGAUGUAGACCAGCUUGUUCGCCGUAACGAGACGGAGCUAGAGGAGCAUAGUAGUGAGCUACAAAGGCUCAUAGAUGACAUCGAGCUGAAAAAGUUGUUGAAUGUGAAACAACUUCAACACAUCCACAGCUCAAAAUCAAAGCUUGAGGAGUUGAAACUGCUCGUGUCAAACCAAGAGAAUCCUGUUGUAAAUCCUGCGGACGACAAAUUGCAAAAUUACGCAAAAUGGUGUCACGAGAUGAACGGAAUCAUUAUCAGAUUCACUAAUAUCAAGUCUCUCAAGUUAAGGUUGGCUCAGGACAGCAAUUUUGUUCUUUCAAUGAAACAUAAAGAUGAAGAAGUCCAGAUAGUAUACGACGAACUUUUCCACGUCGUAGAUGUGACUGGAAUCGUAGAUACAGACAAGGUAGAACAGUUCAAGAGAAUCACCAAUAGCCAUUCCACAAUCAGUGAAGAAACAUUUUUAACGGAAACCGUCAAAUUCCUCAACUCCACAAUUUUACAAAAGUCCUCAUAG